UCCUGCACAGGGCUCUGCACUCUCUCCACAGCCACAUGCACUUGCACUGAAAGCUGCUCAUACAAGGCAAGGCAGGAAAACACACACACACACACCAGUAGUCAUAGUAAUAGGAGCUGCAUAAUGCUGCCAGCACUGUGCUCACCCCUGUGAUACCCCUGUAUGAGUGCCAGAGGAUGGUGGUGGCACCAGGACAGGGCUGCUGGAUGCUGCUGCUGGAGGAGGAGAUGUCUGGUGUCUGCACAGGGAAUGCACAGUGAAUGGCCAGUGUCUGUGCUUAUUGCCACUAAUAGAACAUGAAAGAGGUACAGAAAUGGCCCAAGUUGAUUAAAUUUCCCAUUUGAUACUUGAGAAGGUGGGUGUAGGACCGUUUUAUGUGUGCUUCCAAAGGUUCCAACUUUUUUUCUUUUUUUCUUUUGCGUUUUGUUCUUUUUAACUGGAUUGAGCAAAUGAACAUGGGCAAGCAAGACGGGACAAAGCUCAGGAGAAGAGCCUUUGGGAAAAAGUAAUCUUCCCUUUCAAUAUUCUUGGAGAAGCCACUCAUCAAGGUGGUGGCUUGGGAGGAAGGAGGAGUACAUGGACUUGUUAUGUUGUCGUUCUGGAGUACAGCUGAUUCUGUAGGACAGAGGUAGCCUGAAAAGGAAAAGAGAGACCAAAAAGAAACAAAGGAAAAGAGGUUCCCGUUUUUGUCCUUCUAAAUUAUGGAACUUUUGUGGAAGACGUUGACCUGGAUAUUGGGCCUUGUCAUGGUUUCAUCGGAAUCUCACAGGGACAACAGACUCUCCUUUAAUUCUCAAGGGGAAUUCCUGUCUUACCUUGAACACUAUCAACUGACGGUUCCUAUAAGGGUUGACUACAAUGGGGCCUUCGUCAGUUAUACUGUGAAGAACGACAAACACUCUCGGAAAAGGAGGAGUACGGACCCUAAAGAUCAAGAGCAGGAGGCUUCUAAGUUAUUUUUUAAAAUUUCUGCAUAUGGCAAGCACUUUCACCUAAACCUGACUCUAAAUACAGAACUGGUCUCAAAACACUUUACCGUAGAGUACUGGGGCAGGAAUGGGCCUGAAUUAAAGCACGAUUCCAUAGACAACUGUCACUAUACGGGAUAUUUACAGGACCACAAUACCACAACGAAAGUGGCUCUAAGUAACUGCAACGGCUUGCAUGGCGUAAUCGCUACUGAAGAUGAAGAGUAUUUUAUUGAGCCUUUAGACAACAUCACUGAAAACUCCAAUCACUUUAACUCCGAAAGGGGCCACCCUCAUGUUAUUUACAAAAAGUCCGCUAUCCAUCAGCGACACUCAAGCAGCCAGGGACACUGUGGCGUGAAAGAAGAUCUGAUAGGGAAUCACAAUCCUUGGUGGUUAAACUACACAUUGUCCACCCCUACAACUCCUUCAGAAAAUGACACGGAAAAUGGUCCUCGCCGGCAGAGGAGAUCGGUCAGUGUUGAACGAUUUGUGGAGACACUAGUAGUGGCCGACAAAAUGAUGGUCGGUUAUCAUGGACGCAAAGACAUUGAACACUACAUACUGAGCGUAAUGAAUAUUGUUGCCAAACUUUACCGUGAUUCCAGCCUAGGAAACGUUGUGAAUAUCAUAGUGACCCGACUAAUAGUCCUCACAGAAGAUCAGCCAAACUUGGAGAUAAACCACCAUGCGGACAAGUCCCUCGACAGCUUCUGUAAGUGGCAGAAAUCCAUCCUCUCGCACCAGAGUGACGGGAACACCAUUCCAGAGAAUGGCAUCGCUCACCAUGAUAAUGCUGUACUCAUCACCAGGUAUGACAUCUGCACUUACAAAAACAAGCCAUGUGGAACUCUAGGCUUGGCCUCGGUGGCUGGAAUGUGUGAGCCGGAGCGGAGCUGCAGCAUUAAUGAAGACAUUGGCUUGGGUUCUGCAUUUACCAUUGCACAUGAGAUUGGUCACAAUUUUGGCAUGAAUCACGAUGGAAUUGGAAACUCAUGUGGGACCAAAGGUCACGAAGCAGCAAAGUUAAUGGCAGCUCACAUUACGUCAAACACAAACCCUUUCUCCUGGUCGGCAUGUAGCAGAGAAUACAUCACCAGCUUUCUAGAUUCAGGCCGGGGAAUAUGUCUUGACAACGAACCUCCAAAACGUGACUUUGUGUACCCUGCAGUGGCUCCAGGUCAGGUUUAUGAUGCGGAUGAGCAGUGUCGAUUCCAAUACGGAGCAACAUCUCGUCAAUGUAAAUAUGGGGAAGUGUGUAGAGAGCUCUGGUGUCUGAGCAAAAGUAACAGAUGUGUAACCAACAGCAUCCCUGCCGCAGAGGGGACCCUGUGCCAGACUGGGAGCAUCGAGAAAGGGUGGUGCUACCAAGGUGAAUGUGUAACUUUUGGAACCUGGCCUAAAAGUUUAGAUGGAGACUGGGGUCCAUGGUCAUUAUGGGGAGAGUGCACCAGAACCUGUGGUGGAGGAGUCUCAUCAUCCAUAAGGCACUGUGACAGUCCAGCACCAUCAGGAGGAGGAAAGUAUUGCCUGGGAGAAAGGAAGCGCUACCGGUCAUGUAACACUGAUCCUUGUCCAUCAGGGUCACGUGACUUCAGGGAAAAGCAAUGUGCAGACUUUGAUAAUAUGCCUUUCCGAGGGAAAUAUUACAACUGGAAACCCUACACUGGAGGUGGUGUUAAAUCUUGUGCAUUAAACUGUUUGGCUGAAGGCUAUAAUUUUUACACUGAACGGGCCUCCGCUGUUAUAGAUGGAACCCGCUGCAACGCUGACUCCCUGGAUAUCUGCAUCAACGGAGAGUGCAAGCAUGUCGGCUGUGAUAACAUUUUGGGCUCCGAUGCCAAAGAAGAUAGGUGUCGCGUGUGUGGUGGCGAUGGAAGCACCUGUGAAGCAAUUGAGGGAUUCUUCAAUGAUUCAUUGCCUAGAGGAGGCUACAUGGAAGUUGUUCAAAUUCCACGAGGUUCCGUUCACAUUGAAAUUAAGGAAGUUUCCACAUCGAAGAACUAUAUCGCACUGAAAUCUGACUCUGAUGACUAUUUUAUAAAUGGUGCCUGGACAAUAGACUGGCCAAGGAAGUUUGAUGUUGCCGGAACCGCAUUUCAUUACAAGCGCCCAGCUGAUGAUCCAGAAUCCUUGGAGGCCUUAGGACCAACAACAGAAAGCCUGAUAGUAAUGAUUCUACUUCAAGAACAGAACAUGGGAAUUCGAUACAAAUUUAAUGUCCCUAUCACACGUACGGGCAGUGGAGAUAAUGAAGUAGGAUUUUCUUGGCAUCACCUUCCCUGGUCUGAGUGUUCGGCCACCUGUGCUGGAGGUAUCCAGAAGCAAGAGGUUGUGUGUAAAAGACUGGAUGACAACUCGGCUGUGCAGAAUAAUUACUGCGAUUUGGACAGCAAGCCUCCGGAAAACCAGAGAGCAUGUAACACAGAGCUUUGUCCGCCUGAGUGGUUUAUCGGUGACUGGUCUGAGUGCAGUAAGACAUGUGAUGGGGGAAUGCGCACGCGGACAGUGCUCUGCAUUCGGAGGAUUGGACCUUCAGAAGAAGAGACACUAGAUGACAUCAGCUGCCUAACUCACCGGCCCAUCGAAAAGGAAGCUUGUAAUAAUCAGUCAUGUCCUCCUCAAUGGGUUGCUUUGGACUGGUCUGAAUGUACACCCAAAUGUGGACCUGGAUUUAAGCAUCGAAUUGUUCAGUGUAAAAGCAGUGACCUCUCCAAAACCUUUCCAUCCACAAGCUGCGCUGAAGAAAGCAAACCCCCAGUCCGGAUACGUUGCAGUUUAGGGCGAUGUCCUCCUCCACGAUGGGUUACUGGCGAAUGGGGGCAGUGUUCUGCACACUGUGGUCUUGGCCAGCAGAUGAGAACAGUGCAAUGUCUCUCAUACACGGGGCAAGCGUCGAAUGAUUGUCCAGAAACGGUUCGCCCUCCGUCAAUGCAGCAGUGUGAAAGCAAAUGUGACAGCAACCCGAUUUCUAACACAGAGGAGUGUAAAGAUGUGAACAAAGUGGCUUAUUGCCCGCUGGUCCUGAAGUUCAAAUUCUGCAGUCGAGCAUACUUCAGACAAAUGUGUUGCAAAACUUGCCAAGGACAUUGACCCAUAUCACAGCAGGACAAAGAGAGGGUAUUGUUAUCCAUGGUCAAAACAGCGUCCCCUCCUCGGAAGGACAGAGAGGAAUGAGAUGGAUGUCCUUGAAAUGAGAUAACCCUGUGUACAACAUAACCACUCGUCAGCCCCUACUGACAGGAUUUCAAUAGUAUUUAACUUCUGUGAAGUGAAUUUAUUAUCCAAAGUGCUGGACACCCCAACAAGGAGGAAAGCCAAAUUGGAACAAUUUCAAACAGUCGAACAGAGCAGACUAUGGAACGUUUGUGUUCGCCCAACUACCACAUUUGCCAAGCUUACCUCCUUGAACCAUUUUUAUUAUGGACUUACAAAAUGACACUGAAUCAAUUUGUAUUUAAACUUUUUAUUUUUUUUCUCAAAUGUAGCUUUUAUGACUUGGUCUAAAAAGAGAGAGAGAGAGAAAAUUCUUACGUCAUAGCUAAAAAAAUUAUUAAUAUUUUAUCUCAGUUUUACGGCACCACAGUUUAAGUUAUAAGAAGGGCUUUGAAAUGUUAUUUAAAAAAGCAAUUAUAAAUCAAAAACUAAAGUAAGUGUAUUUUGUUAUUCUGCCUGAAUUCUUCAGCGUUCUCCUUUUAAUACUGCUGUGAAGCAAUUUACGUAUAUAAUUAAGAUAUAUGGUAUACAGUUGUCAGUAUUCAGAGGUGCAUCAUUGAACGCCUGCACGUAAUAUACCGGGGAAUAAAUUUAUAGCAAUAUAUGGGUGUAGGUGGAAAAAAAUUGUUUAAGAAAGAAUUUUUGAAUGUCUUCAGAUUAUACAGAUCACAGUGGACCUCAGUUACAAGGGUCUGUUGCCCCCACUUUUGAAACCUAGUGUGUUUAUGCAUUUGGACUGCAAUGGGGAAGCACAGAAACGCAUAUAGAAGUAUGUAAUAAUAGUAAAACUUUUUGGAAACAUAAAGGGGGAUGUUUAUCAAGACAGGCGGUACUAUACGCCAGUCUUGAUCCCCUGUGCGCUGUAGUAAGACGCGCCUAAUUUAGAUGCCUCAAUAAAUUAGACGCAUCUCUGCCACUCCAUGCGCCAGAAACUCAAAUCUACCCCAACUAUCGAGUGGCAUAGACUUGAGCUAUAACUUACGCCAGUUUCUGGCAUAAGUUAUAGUAAAUCAUGUGCUAGGUUCCACUCCUCCUGCUAAGCCCCACCCCUUUCCCCGCCACUUCAGAAAAGUGUCGAAGGUGAAAAAAUCACAAGUUAUGGUGCUAAUAAUUUGCUACUUUUUUAGGGAGACCCUGCACUCUUGUUUAUGGGCCGUGUCUGAUAUUGCAGCUCAUCCCUUUUCAAGUAAAUGGGACUGAACUGUAAUGAGGCUGAAGUGCAAUCACAGACACAGCCAUUGGACGAGAGUGACACCAUUUCUAGGAAUUUCUUUUAAACUCGGACAACCCCAAAGAUUUGCGGUUUUACAAAAAUUUUACCAAAACUGCAAUGUGUAUAAGCUGACAGACUGUGUUUUUUGUUCUGGCAGGGGCAUAUAACUAUCCUCCAGGGGUACUCCCAACAUGUACUUGUGCAUAAUACAACUGUUUUAAUACAGUGCAAUGUCUGCCGUUUUGUAACUGAAGUCCACUGCCUGCAGUCAGCCAUUUUGCUAAUGUGAAAAAUAUAAGAGAGCAGUUGUCAUUGGUGCUAUCUUUCUUAUUAGGUCAUAAAAAUAUGUAUAUUUAAACAGGUUUCAAUUUUUUCUACAUGACUUUAGUUUUCAUUGUCUAUAGUCCACUGCAUAGUUCAGUGAGAAGUAUACAUAUUUCUGGAACAAAAUCUUUUUUUUUUUUAUUUAACUGCUACCGAUUUGCCGAGUACCCUGGUUGCCUAUCAACAUGCUGCCAUCUUUGUAUGUAGCAGUCAGAGAAUGAAUAACACUCAUAUCACUUUCCAUAAAGUCUUACACCAUGGAGAAGAUGCAUUGUGGGCUCAAAGAAGUUAGAAUCUAAUACUUUUAAUCUUAUGCAGUCACAUAUAUUCGGUAGAGUGGUCAAUGUGGGAAUCGUUGACCUGGCUAACUUGAGUUUUCUGAUGUUCCUCAUUGCUCUACUUCUGCUAGAGUAGACAUAAUAUAUUGUAAUCGUAUACACCGGCACCUCACUUUCUAGAAUAAAUCCUAUAAACUAAUAUUUGUAAGGCAAGACUACUUAGAUUCCUUUAAUCAGCUUGUCUUAUGAAUAUUGGAGCAUAUAUUCACUAUAUUACACCAGAAUAUAGUGAAGUCCUAAAGCACUUUAUUGUCUAUGUGCUCCAUGUACAUCAGUUUGUGACCUUGGGCAAUAAUUAUAGGGGUUUCCUGCUGCAUCCCUUUGACCUGUCUAGCACAUGUUUAGGUUAUAUUAUGCUUUGAAAUGGUUAGACUUUGUUAAAGAGGACCUUUCACCACUCCUGACAUUCCUGUUUUAAUAGCUUCAUGUAUUCCCCAUGUAAUAACA
This is a messenger RNA of Bufo bufo (common toad), 6506 nucleotides long. It is a transcript of the gene ADAMTS6, whose product is annotated as ADAM metallopeptidase with thrombospondin type 1 motif 6. Gene Ontology annotation, cellular component: extracellular matrix. Lineage: Eukaryota; Metazoa; Chordata; Amphibia; Anura; Bufonidae. Gene Ontology annotation, biological process: extracellular matrix organization; proteolysis. The record is from RefSeq and is a predicted model, not a curated record. Bases 702 to 4061 code for a protein of 1119 amino acids. The transcript is spliced from 25 exons. Gene Ontology annotation, molecular function: metalloendopeptidase activity.